AUGGACCUAUCCGACGUUGAGGGCAACAUGAAGGACGUCUCCUCUCAUGAGAUUGAGAACGUGAAUGCCUCUGAGACAGUCUCGUUCACCCCCGAAGAGGAGAAGGCGUUGGUGAGGAAGAUUGACCUCACCCUCCUUCCUACCAUCUGGAUCAUGUACCUCCUGUCCUACCUUGACAGAACCAAUAUUGGCAAUGCAAAGAUCUCUGGUAUGGAGGUAGAUCUCAACUUGACAUCCAACCAAUACUCGAUUGCCCUGGUAGUCUUCUUCAUCGGAUACGUGAUCUUCGAGGUGCCUAGCAACCUUGUCCUGGGCCGAUCCCGACCAUCUAUUUUCCUUCCGUCGAUCAUGAUUCUCUGGGGCGCAUUGACUUGUGUGAUGGCUGUUGUCAAAAGUUUCACCCACCUGGUAGUCCUUAGAGUUAUUCUUGGGUGUGUCGAGGCCGGCUUUGCUCCCGGUGUGCUGCUUAUCCUGUCAUCAUGGUACAAACAAACCGAACAGUCGAAGAGAUUCGGUGUGUUCAUCUCAGCAGCCGUUCUCUCUGGUGCCUUUGGUGGUCUGAUCGCUGCCGGCGCCGCCACUGUCGGUUUCGCUAUCAUAUCCCUCUUCAUCCUUCCUGACUUCCCCGCGACGUCGCGACAUUACUCCGAGCGCGAGAAGCAAGUCGCCGUGGCACGCCUAGCCACUGAAAAUGUCACCGCUACCACCGAGGAUACCGAACAUCUGAGCCCCUUGGAAGCUUGUAAAGUGGCAUGCCAAAACUGGCGCACCUGGGCCUUCAUAAUUGGAUACAUGGUCAUCGUCGGUUCAAGCACCCUAACCUACUUCUACCCAACCCUCGUCGAAGGACUUUUUGGAAACGCCUCCACCAAGAAAGUCAACCUACUAACUGUCCCAAUCUACGGCGUAGCAUUCAUCGCCACCGGCAUCACCUCCUACUACAGCGACAAAGUCCCCACCUGGCGCGGGCUAAUCAUUGCCAGCUGGCUAACGAUCUCCCUAAUAUGUUCAGUGAUCGUCUGCGCUCUAUACAACUUCACAGCCCGAUAUAUCCUCCUUGUUAUCAUGGCAGCCGGCCUCUGGGCCACAAAUGGAGGUACACUAGCCUACGCCUCCUCUGCCUUUGCAGGGAUGCACCCGCAAGCCCGAGGUGUUGCGUUAGCUAUGGUGAAUGCACUGGGUAAUCUGGCACAGAUCUAUGGAUCGUAUUUGUUCCCCGAGGAUGAUAGUCCGAAGUAUAUUAUGGGGUUUUCGGUUAUUUCGGCCAUGUUGGCGGUGGGUGUGGUUGUGUUUUUGUUCUUGCAUAUUUGGUUUCGGCGUCGUUUGAGGGAGGGGAUCAUUCAGUGA
This is a messenger RNA of Aspergillus caelatus, 1347 nucleotides long. Its product is annotated as major facilitator superfamily domain-containing protein. The coding region runs from base 1 to 1347 and encodes 448 amino acids. Lineage: Eukaryota; Fungi; Ascomycota; Eurotiomycetes; Eurotiales; Aspergillaceae. Gene Ontology annotation, biological process: transmembrane transport. Gene Ontology annotation, molecular function: transmembrane transporter activity. The record is from RefSeq and is a predicted model, not a curated record. The transcript is spliced from 6 exons. Gene Ontology annotation, cellular component: membrane.